Molecule: messenger RNA, 420 nt
Organism: Morchella sextelata
Lineage: Eukaryota; Fungi; Ascomycota; Pezizomycetes; Pezizales; Morchellaceae
Exons: 1
Coding region: 1-420 (139 amino acids)
Source: RefSeq, a predicted model, not a curated record
AUGUCGGAGGUCUUGGGUACUCUGGCGAGUAUCAAAGCGCUUAUGGAGGUUGUUGCAGAGUGUUCUAAAUUUCUCAGUGGGACAAUAUUGAGCAGCCCAAAAGAAGCAAAACUCGGAAAUGAAUUACGCACACUCGAGAAAGUGCUUGACGAGCUGCUGAUGAAUGUCGACCGGGGCAUAGGCACCUACCUAUCAUCAAAAACACUGGAUAUUGUUAGGAAUUACACUGAAGCCUGCAUUAAAGAUAUAAAGAAAUUUCAGAAGAAGAUGAGCAUGAGGUCAGAGGAAAAGGGGUUUAAAGCAUUCUUGAGCUGCCUACAAAGACAGCAAAAGGAGAAAAAGACUCAAGAGUUUAUCAGCACAAUAGAGAGGCGUAAGAGCACUCUCAUACUUUUCUUGGUGGUGAACCAAAUGGGGUAA